CAUAACUUCGGUGUCCUGAAAUCUGAGGAUUCCACCAAGAUAAUAUGAUAGGAACUUUCUGUGAUUUGGAGCUGUAUCCUACUUAGCUAAUGCAGGCCGUCCAGAUUUCCUGAGAGCUUGGUACAGCAGCACACACUGUCACAGCACGGGCAAUAAUGCCGUCUCUGCCUCAAGAAAGAGUUAUUCAGGGACCCUCUCCCCUGGAUCUGAAUACAGAAUUGCCUUAUCAAAGCACAAUGAAAAGGAAAGUCAGAAAGAAGAAAAAGAAGGAAAUCAUUACAGCAAAUGUUGCUGGGACAAAGUUUGAAAUUGUUCGUUUAGUAAUAGAUGAAAUGGGAUUUAUGAAAACUCCAGACGAGGAUGAAACAAGCAACCUCAUAUGGUGUGAUUCUGCAGUUCAGCAGGAGAAGAUUGCCGAGCUGCAAAAUUACCAGAGGAUCAACCAUUUUCCAGGAAUGGGAGAGAUCUGUAGAAAGGAUUUCUUAGCAAGGAAUAUGACCAAAAUGAUCAAGUCCCGACCUCUGGAUUAUACCUUUGUUCCUCGAACAUGGAUUUUCCCUGCUGAAUACACACAAUUCCAGAACUAUAUGAAAGAAUUGAAGAAAAAGAGAAAGCAGAAAACUUUUAUAGUAAAACCAGCUAAUGGUGCAAUGGGUCAUGGGAUUUCUUUAAUAAGAAAUGGUGACAAACUUCCAUCUCAGGAUCAUUUGAUUGUUCAAGAGUACAUUGAAAAGCCUUUCCUAAUGGAAGGUUACAAGUUUGAUUUACGAAUUUAUAUUCUGGUAACAUCAUGUGAUCCACUGAAAAUAUUUCUUUACCAUGAUGGACUUGUGCGAAUGGGGACAGAGAAAUACAUUCCACCUGAUGAGUCUAAUUUGACCCAGUUAUACAUGCAUCUAACAAACUACUCUGUGAACAAGCACAAUGAGCAUUUUGAAAGGGAUGAGACUGAAAACAAAGGCAGCAAACGUUCCAUCAAGUGGUUUACAGAAUUCCUGCAAGCAAAUCAACACGAUGUUGCUAAGUUUUGGAGUGAUAUUUCAGAAUUGGUUGUAAAGACUUUGAUUGUAGCAGAACCUCAUGUCCUGCAUGCAUAUCGAAUGUGCAGACCUGGUCAGCCUCCUGGAAGUGAAAGCGUCUGUUUUGAAGUCCUGGGGUUUGAUAUUUUGUUGGACAGAAAACUAAAGCCAUGGCUUCUGGAGAUUAAUCGAGCUCCAAGCUUUGGAACUGAUCAGAAAAUAGACUAUGAUGUAAAAAGGGGAGUGCUGCUAAAUGCACUGAAGCUACUAAACAUCAGGACCAGUGAUAAAAGGAGAAACUUGGCCAAACAAAAAGCUGAGGCUCAAAGGAGACUUUAUGGCCAAAAUUCAAUAAAAAGGCUCUUACCAGGUUCCUCAGACUGGGACCAGCAGAGACAUCAGUUGGAGAGGCGGAAAGAAGAGUUGAAAGAGAGACUCGCUCAAGUACGGAAACAGAUCUUAAAAGAAGAACAUGAAAAUCGGCAUAUGGGGAACUAUAGACGAAUUUAUCCUCCUGAAGAUAAAACUCUGCUUGAAAAGUAUGAAAGUUUGUUGGCUGUUGCCUUUCAGACCUUCCUUUCAGGAAGAGCAGCUUCAUUCCAGCGGGAGCUGAAUAAUCCUUUGAAAAGGAUGAAGGAAGAAGAUAUUUUAGAUCUUCUGGAACAAUGUGAAAUUGAUGAUGAAAAAUUAAUGGGUAAAACUGUCAAGCCUCGAGGACCAAAGCCUCUCUCCUCCAUGCCCGAGAGCUCGGAGGUACUGAGAAGACAGAAAUACUACAGCAGUGACAGCAGUUAUGACAAUAGCCACAGCUCUUCAGACUCAGAUGAAAAUGAAAAAGAAGAAUACCAAAAUAAGAAAAGAGAAAAGCAAGUGACCUAUAACCUUAAACAGUCCAGCCACUACAAGUUAAUUCAACAAUCCAGCUCUAUUAGGCGUUCAGUCAGUUGCCCUCGGUCCAUCUCUUCUCAGUCACCUUCCAGUGCAGACAACCGGCCAUUCUCUGCUCAACAAAUGAUCUCAGCUUCCCGGUCAACUUCAGGGUCUCGGUCACAUUCCUUGAACCGUGCUUCCUCCUACAUGAGGCAGCUGCCUCACGCUAAUGAUGCCAGCACUACUAACUCUCAGACGAGUGAGUCUUUGCGGCAACUGAGAACAAAGGAACAAGAAGACCAUCUAACAAGUCAGACCUUAUUUGUCCUCAAGGACAUGAAGAUCCGGUUUCCAGGAAAAUCAGAUGCAGAAUCAUUACUUCUGAUAGAAGAUAUCAUUGAUAACUGGAGGUAUCAUAAAACAAAAGUGGCUUCAUAUUGGCUCAUAAAAUUGGACUCUGUAAAACAACGAAAAGUUUUGGACAUAGUAAAAACAAGUAUUCGUACAAUUCUUCCACGCAUCUGGAAGGUCCCUGACGUCGAGGAAGUAAAUUUAUAUCGGAUUUUCAACAGGGUUUUUAAUCGCUUACUGUGGAGUCAUGGUCAAGGACUGUGGAACUGUUUCUGUGAUUCAGGAUCCUCUUGGGAGAGUAUUUUCAGUAAAAGCCCGGAGGUGGUGACUCCUUUGCAGCUCCAGUGUUGCCAGCGCCUGGUUGAGCUUUGUAAACAGUGCCUGCUAGUGGUUUACAAAUAUGCAACGGACACCCGAGGGUCGCUCUCAGGCACACGUCCUGAUUGGAGUAAUUCCAGGUAUUUAUUACCAGGAAGUACACAAUUCUUCAUGAGAACACCAACCUACACCUUGAAAUACAGUUCACCUGGAAUGACUCGCUCCAGUGUUUUGUUUACAUCCCGAUAUGGCCAUUUGUGAAACAGAAAGGAAGAUCUCCAUGGAUUAUGCAUAGCAAUUCAUUUUUUCCCUCCAAUUUAAACAUGCAAAGAAAGUGACCAUUAAGUGCUGUUUUAUGUAUAUAUGACAUAUAUGUGUGAAAAUAUAUACACAUGUGCACUCAAAUAAUACAUAUAUAUUUAUUAUAAUAUAUGAAAGAAGAAUUAGCAGAAAACUGGAUAUAAGACUUAACCUUUCUGGAAAUGUAAUAAACCAUGCUAAAAUUGUUUACACAAAUACGUGAAUGUCUAGAAUUUGCUAGGUUUAUAAUUAAUACCUUCCUACUAGAAAUGUUAUUUUUGCUGCAGAAUAUAUAAAACAAUUGAUCUUAAAGAUCCCAUUUCAGUGUUAAAUUAUUUUCUAGAUAAUACAUCUUUUGACUUGAAAAAGCAUUAAUAGCAUACCUUAUUAAUUCUCUUAUAUGUAGUAGCCAUUUAAAAUGAAAAACAAAGCUAGGAGCCUGGUGUUGCUUGAUGAUAGGAUUACAUGUAAAACGGGUUUAUCAUUCUUACAGCACACUGCAAAGUAGUAUAACAAUCCCAACCUAAAAUUCCCAACAUUUUUAUUUCUUUAUGUGGAAAUUUAGCUACUUGUGACGAUGUACAUUUUCAGUAAGGAUCUAGUAGGACCAUAUAAUGAUCUAAAAUGGAAGACAAUCCAGUGGGUUAAAAGUAAACAAAACAUAAACUAGCUUUCAUUUUUUAUGUUUCAUUGGGAGUCACACAAAGGAACAGAAAAUGACGGUAAUAACAAAAUCUUUGGAAAAUGAAUGGGUACAUACAGUUAAAUACAAUUUCUUCUGUUCUUCAGAAGUAGAAGAGUUGACAUUUCAAACUCAUUUUGGAGUUAUAGGAUAAUGUGUCACACAAGUCUCUCAACGUUGAACCAAGUUACACUGCAAAGUCUAAUAAAGAGUUUCACAUUGUACCAUAGAAAAUAAUCUAAAUUAUUGCAAAUAGAAGAUUUGGAUUACUAAAUAUUAUCAGUCAUGGAUAUACCCUUGUGAAUUUUCAAAAAUCAAAAUAAAGCAUGAAGUUUUCUUCAUGUCUACAGUCAUUCUGCAUGAAUUUCUUAGCAGUUUACUUCCUUUUCUUGCUUACAGUUUCAAAAACAACGGUGAGCUUCAGUUUUCCAUAAAAAUAUCAAAAGCAGUAUCAUUGACCUGAAACUCCUUAGAAAUUGUGAUAUUCAUCUUUUAGAAGUUUGUUUACACUUCUCCCAACAGUCUUAUUUUCUCACAGAUGCUAAUUAUUGGCAAAAUUUAGGAAAGUUUUACAUUUUACUGUCCUAGAAACUAUUUUCAGUAAAUCAAGAAAUGGCCCCAAACCAGGAGAACUCAACAGAGGCAAACUGCCUGUGUUAAUUUACAAACUGGAUAAAUAGCAACCUAAAGUUGUAAGUUAGAUACCUUUUGCUUAUUUUAAAGCCAUAUUCUGAGGUUAUAAUAGGCUAAAAUAGGCUUUUUCCUUAAAUUAUCACCAUUUGAUUCUUUAUGACCACCUAACAUCCAUAUUCUUGCUAGAUGCAUCCCAAAGAAGAGUUUGCUAUUGUCUUUGUGGAAAAAGAGGAUGAAGAUGUCAGGAUAAAGGAAAUUAUAAUUUAACUCUGAGUGUUUGUGACUCCACUUUGCAGAUUUCUUAGAAUUCAUAGUGCAAAAAUUGGGAUAUUACAAAUUCAUUAUAAGAGUGAUCAGCAAGUAGGUCUUUUUAUGAAGUAUUUUUUAUCAUUUUUCUUUUAAAUUCAUGCUUUGUCUAUGAAUGAGACAUAAUUUCAAGUGUCUGGUAUGUGACACCAACCCAGUUUGUUGGUAACUCACCUGCAAUCAUUUAAAUCAAAAUGGUUAUUUCUUUUGCUAGAACGGAUGCUUUGGAACUUCUGUCCUUAGUCAUAAAAGACUAAAAUUUUUAUUUAAAACAAAAAAAGACUAAUGUCCAACAUGGGGAUGAACCCUCUCCCCCUAGAAAACACACACACACACACACACACACACACACACACACACACUCUCUCUCUCUCUCUCUCUUUCUCUCUCUCUCUCUCUCUCUCUUUAAAAACCAAAAAUAAGUUAAAACAUGUGAAACUACCCAAUGAACAAAUUUCAUUUCUCUAGCUACUUAGAGCUGGCUGUUUUCAAGCACCAGAAUUUUAUUGCUCACAUUUGCUUAUUUAUACUGAUCUAGUUUGAUGUGAUAAAGUUGUGAAUAAGAGCCAUGUGCUCAUUAUUUAUAUAUGCUAUGUGGUAUACUGUGGACUAUGGUUGCUCUAGUGCUUAUUCCCUAAUGAGAAACUAAGAAGAGAAGAUACAGUAGUAAACCCUGAACAUCUCUAGAGGCCACAGAUAUGUUUUAGAGGUAUAAAAUAUUCCUUAGUUUUUAUUAUAAAUUUUUUAUUCAUAGAGUUAAAACAUAUUAAUAUAAGUGAUAGUACGGGUCUGAUUCUCUCUCUUUCUUCCAGGAGAGGAAAUAACUUUAUUUGCAAAACUCCAGAAGUUAUUCAAUAUUACCAGUAGUUUUUAAUAGGGAAUUUGGUUUACUUGAGUUGAAAGUGUAUAUUUUCAUUCUGUUAUGAGAAAACAUAGCCCUACUCAUUCUGUUAAUCUAAGAUCAGAAUGCUUUCCAGAACUGUAUAUGAUUGCAGUGAUUUCCAGAAUUUUAUAAAAAGCACCUUUAUUUUAAAUCAUCUAUGAACGUGGUAUGAGAUUACAGAUUUAUUUUCACAUUAAUUAUUAAGCAUUGUAAUUAAUUACCAUCUGUUUUAUGUAAUCUGUUGAACAACUGUGAUUCAUAUUUUUAUUUAUUUUUAUUAGCAACAAAUUUUAUUUUACUGGCAUUUCAUCUACCUUGCAUGUAUGAAAAUGAAGUUAUCACAGGAUGAAAUAUGGAAAUAACUUCUGCCAGAUGCAAAGAUUUAUAUGUAUUUUUUCAUAUGUCUAAGUUAGGUCUAAAUACACAAAAAUUGCCUACUAACGCCUCUUCCCUAAAACUAAAAUGAACCAAAUUCAGACAAACAAAAAAACACUCCAAUUUCUUUUCAUGUAGUAUUUACAAACUAGAUGAUGGUGGCUUCUAAACAUCAAGGAUUUCAUUCUAGUUCUAUUUAAUUUGGAAAGCAUAUGAUUAUAGAAUUUCAAGUUAGGCGUUAUUCAACUUGAAAUUUCACAUUUUAAUAUAAAUUAAUCCAAAUGCUUUUGUCCUUAGCAUGUCAAAGCCAUUCUAUGUAAAAUUAUUUUUAAAUCUAAACAUACACAUUAUUUGAUCUUUUCAGUGUAACAAAAAGUUGAUAGUUGCAUCAACUCUGUUAUUUCUAGGUUUCUAUAAAGCACUGAUUCAUUCUUAAAAGUGUAUUCUGUAAAAACUAAUAGCAAAUACCUCGAGAAGAGUGACAGAACAUACCUUUCUUUUCUUUUCUGUAAUGCUAAUUUACAUUUCAAGUCUUAGCUAACCUGGUUUUAAGGGCUAAGCAAUAAAAAGUAUAACUUCAAAUAGUCGUGUUGCUGUGACCUAAUGAUUUUUGAAAAUUGGCUUUUUUCUUUAAAUUGAGAAAUUUAUGUUUUCAAGUUCUGAAUUAGUUAUCUAAAUAUUUUGGGUUAAUAGUACUUACAAAUAAGUUUUAAAAAUUGGAAAUACAUUCAUGAUGAAAAUGUUAUUCCCUACACUGCUUUUUCUUUCUUGCUUUUUUCCUUGCUUCUCAUCUUCUUCUAUGCUUUAAGCUCCCUUUGAAGUUUUGACCUCUGCGUGGACAAGGUCCAGAAAGGAUAUCUCCUGCCUUUUAAAUAUUGGUUUUCCUUGUAUUGUAUGGUGGUGUAUUUUUGCCUAAGCAACAGUAAAACUUAGAUAAAAUGUGUUUAGAUCAAGUUCACUUCGUCUGCUGAGAUUUUUAAGAACCAAGAUUCCAUGUCUAAAAAGCACCAUUUGAACCAAGAUACAUGGAUACAAAUAAUAACCUUGCAACCAAAAAGUAGUAUAUUAAAACUUAUUGCACUCUUUGAGAUUGCUGCCCUUUUCUGGUGAUUUUUUUGCCUUGUCAUAAAUGUGUGUAUAGUAUAUUGAAGGAAAAUGAUUCGGGUAACACAUUUUGUAUUAACUGGGCUGUAUUAUCUAAGAAGGGCUACAUAAAACUUUUAUUUUAUCCCUACCUACUAACUUGAAAACUGUUGGUGAAAUCAUUACUCAAUAGACUAAUAUUUUUUAAAUAAGAAGGCUUACCUUACAAAACUAAUCAGAUAAUGCUGGUAUUUCUCUUUCAAAGGCUAACAAUGGUAGUUCUUGGUCCUGAGCUGGUUGGUUCAUACCAUUAAUACUGUACAUGCUACAAUAUUGAAUAUUAAUAGAUUUGCUGAAGAUUCUGGGUUUCAAGAAUAGCUUGAAAGCAAUACAUUUGCUACCAUGAAUCAUGACUCAAAUUCUCCCCAUGUGCUUUACUACCUUUGUAUGAAUGCAAAUGUUGUUACAGAAAAUAUGCUUGAAAUGUCAACACAAUGUGCAAUUAGUGUUGCAUUGUCAUGCUUCAGCAUGUGAUAUCUGUAUGGUGAAGUUAUUUCAAUUACUAUAAUAAAAAAUGUUUAACAUAAGAAAGCUA
Molecule: messenger RNA, 7415 nt
Organism: Suricata suricatta (meerkat)
Lineage: Eukaryota; Metazoa; Chordata; Mammalia; Carnivora; Herpestidae
Gene: TTLL7
Product: tubulin tyrosine ligase like 7
Exons: 20
Coding region: 156-2819 (887 amino acids)
Biological process (GO): protein polyglutamylation; microtubule cytoskeleton organization
Cellular component (GO): cilium
Molecular function (GO): tubulin binding; tubulin-glutamic acid ligase activity
Source: RefSeq, a predicted model, not a curated record